AAGCUUAAUCUAUUUUUCAUUCCUACUUUAAAAAAAAUGGUUUCCAUGUCUAAGAUUGCCACUGGGAAUGGCCAUGGUGAAAACUCACCUUAUUUUGAUGGAUGGAAGGCAUAUGAGGUCAAUCCAUUUCACGCUAUUGACAGGCCUGAUGGUGUCAUUCAAAUGGGUCUAGCUGAGAAUCAGCUUUGCUUUGAAUUCAUCAAAAAGUGGCUAAUGGAACACCCAGAGGCCUCCCUUUGCACUCCGGAAGGUGUCUACAAAUUCAAAGAGACUGCUCUUUUCCAGGAUUAUCAUGGGAUGCCCGAGUUCAGACAGGCUGUUGCAAAAUUCAUGGGGAAAGUGAGGGGGGAUAGAGUGAAAUUUGACCCUGACCGCAUUGUUAUGAGUGGUGGAGCAACUGGGGCUCACGAAAUGGUUGCCUUUUGCUUGGCAGAUCCCGGUGAAGCAUUACUGGUUCCCACUCCAUAUUAUCCAGGAUUUGAUCGUGACUUGAGGUGGAGGACAGGAAUAGAACUUGUUCCAGUGAUUUGUGAAAGUUGCAAUAAUUUCCAAAUCACUAGAAACGCCUUGGAAGCUGCGUAUGAAAAAGCUGAAGAAGCUAACCUCAGGGUCAAGGGAUUGCUCAUAACAAAUCCAUCAAAUCCAUUGGGAACUAUCAUGGAUCGCGGCACAUUGAGGAGCAUAGUGAGGUUCGUAAACGAAAAGAACAUUCACCUUAUAGGUGACGAGAUUUAUGCGGCCACAGUUUUCAAGGACCCUGAUUUCGUUAGCAUUUCUGAGGUUAUAGACGAAGUUGAAUGCAACCGUGACCUUAUCCACAUUGUUUACAGUCUUUCAAAAGACAUGGGGUUCCCUGGUUUCCGAGUCGGCAUCGUGUACUCGUACAACGAUGCUGUGGUGAAUUGUGCUCGGAAAAUGUCUAGCUACGGCUUGGUGUCCUCACAAACACAGCAUUUGGUCGCGACGAUGUUAAACGACGACGAUUUCGUUGAUAACUUCAUAGUGGAGAGCAAAGAGCAGUUGUUCAAAAGGCACAAGUAUUUCACAUGGAGUCUUUCGCAAGUCGGUAUCGGUUCUUUGAGGAGCAAUGGAGGGUUGUUUAUAUGGAUGGACCUUCGUAAAGUCCUCAAAGAAAUGACUUUCGAAGGUGAAAUGGAUUUGUGGAGGGUGAUCAUCAAUGAAGUUAAGCUCAAUGUUUCGCCAGGCUCUUCUUUCCAUUGCCAGGAGCCAGGUUGGUUCAGGGUUUGCUUUGCUAACAUGGAGGAUAGCACCUUGGAAGUUGCUCUAUCCAGGAUCAGAACCUUUAUUCUUAACAACAACGACGCCAUAGUUCCUCGCAAACUCUGCAGACGCAGCAGCCUUAAACCCAGCUUAUCGCGAAGCUUAUCUCGAAGAAUGGAUGAUUUCGUGUCACCUACAGGCAUUACGUCUCCUCAAUCACCCCUCGUCCGAGCCAGAACUUAAGCCGAAAACCAGAUUUUCGACAGUAACGGAGAAAAGGGUAGUUCAAUCUACUUGUGUUUUUUUUCUUAUUCUUUAAUCUGUAAAAAAAAAUAGAGAAUCUGAUGCAUUGUUUGCCAUGGAGAUGACCCGUGCACAAGUGUCCUUUUGGUGGAAGCUCUCCGUCGCACGGGGACCUCCAUGGACUCAUGCAUCAGCGUUGUCCCGUUUGUUCAACAAUUGUAUUUCUUUUUUCUUUCUUUCGUCGCAUUAAGUGCGAUGUGAGGAAAGUUCAAUGCUGGUGAGCACUGCUGGUGCAUUAAGUAUACCAUUGUUGGCUGUUUUCUUUUGUUUAUCAGGAAAUUGUAAUAUAA
This is a messenger RNA of Hibiscus syriacus, 1814 nucleotides long. RefSeq names its product 1-aminocyclopropane-1-carboxylate synthase-like. The coding region runs from base 37 to 1464 and encodes 475 amino acids. Gene Ontology annotation, biological process: biosynthetic process; amino acid metabolic process. The transcript is spliced from 4 exons. Gene Ontology annotation, molecular function: transaminase activity; pyridoxal phosphate binding. NCBI's taxonomy places the organism in Eukaryota, Viridiplantae, Streptophyta, Magnoliopsida, Malvales, Malvaceae. The record is from RefSeq and is a predicted model, not a curated record.